UGUUUUGGCGGAGGCAGACGGGAUCUGGACUCUGUGUUUCCCUCCCUCCUUUUCCUCUCUUUUUUCUUUCUUGGUUUGGUGGCGGAGUCUUCCGCGGGAGAUGCCUUGGCUGGGCGCGCGGCUCCGACUAGGGUGCUAGCAGCACGCUCGCCUGGGGCCAGCUGUGCGGAGCCACGCGCCUACAGUCCGGGCUGUCUUUGCUGCCCUGUUUAGUGCCCACACCUGGCUGCGGCCUCGGAGGCUGCAAGUCCUGAUUUGUCUAAGCCCCACGAGGGGAGUAAGGCGAGGCGGUCCCCAAGCACUGACCUCUGGACGAGUUAGCGAUUUUUCCCGGGGAAAGGCUGCCGCACCAAGUCAGCCCGAGUGUCGGGACAAGCUUUUGUAGCCAUGGGCUUGCAACCCUUGGAGUUUAGCGACUGCUACCUAGACAGCCCGUGGUUCCGGGAGAGGAUUCGUGCCCAUGAAGCGGAGCUGGAGAAAACUAAUAAGUUCAUCAAAGAGUUGCUUAAGGACGGGAAAAACCUCAUUGCUGCCACCAAAAAUCUGUCUUUGGCCCAGAGGAAGUUUGCCCAUUCGUUAAGAGACUUCAAAUUUGAGUUCAUCGGUGAUGCUGAGACGGACGACGAGAGAUGUAUAGAUGCUUCACUUCGAGAGUUUUCAAAUUUCUUAAGGAACUUAGAAGAACAGAGAGAAAUCAUGGCAUUAAGUGUAACGGAGACCCUGAUUAAGCCUCUGGAAAAAUUCAGGAAAGAGAAGCUUGGAGCUGUAAAGGAGGAAAAAAAGAAGUUUGACAAAGAGACAGAGAAAAACUAUAGUCUUUUGGAUAAGCAUUUGAACCUCUCAGCUAAGAAGAAAGAUGCCCACUUGCAAGAGGCAGACAUCCAAGUGGAGCAGAAUCGAAAACACUUCUAUGAGCUGUCUCUUGAAUAUGUGUGCAAGCUCCAAGAGAUCCAAGAAAGAAAAAAGUUUGAGUUUGUGGAACCAAUGCUGUCCUUCUUUCAAGGAAUGUUCACCUUCUACCAUCAGGGCCAUGAGCUGGCCAAAGACUUCAACCACUACAAGAUGGAGCUGCAGAUCAACAUUCAGAAUACAAGGAAUCGUUUUGAAGGCACAAGGUCUGAAGUGGAGGAUCUCAUGAAUAAAAUCAGACAGAAUCCUAAGGAGCACAAGAGAGGAAGCCAGUUUGCAGUGGAAGGCUACCUCUACAUUCAGGAAAAAAGGCCUGCUCCAUUUGGCUCCAGUUGGGUUAAACACUACUGCAUGUAUAGGAAGGCAGCAAAGAAGUUUACCAUGAUUCCAUUUGAACAUCGAUCAGGGGGGAAGAUUGGUGAUGGAGAUGUUUUCUCUUUGAAAGAAUGCACCAAAAGGCACACCGACUCCAUCGACAGACGUUUCUGUUUUGAUGUAGAAGCAGCAGACAGACCUGGAAUUCCUGUGACAAUGCAGGCCUUUUCAGAAGAAGAAAGGAAGCAAUGGUUGGAAGCUCUGGGAGGAAAAGAAGCUAAUUGGACUGAAGGGAUUCUAAAGCAUCUGAUAAGACUAAAGAAGUUGGUGAGGGAUAAGGAGGGGAAAGUUCAUGCCCAAGGUGGUUGCAGGAGUCCAGGUAUAAAUGAUCAAGGACUAUACAGAGUUGUGGGGGUGAGUUCAAAGGUCCAGAGACUUCUGAGUGUGUUAAUGGAUGCCAAAACAUGCAAUGAAGUAGAUCUUGAAAAUUCCUCGGAUUGGGAAGUGAAAACUAUAACGAGUGCUCUAAAGCAAUAUUUGAGAAGUCUUCCAGAGCCCCUUAUGACAUAUGACUUACAUGGAGAGUUCAUCAUUCCUGCUAUGAGGCAGCUCAUCAUCUCCCAGGUACUUGUGAUUGGAGACACGAGUCAGGAAAUGCUCAGAUACCGGGUCAAGUUCUAUGGCGAGGAAGGCCCUUUUUGGAGAGAGAUUUUUAGGACUCUGCCUGAUACCAGCCUCCCUGAACCAGUCUCCAUGUCAACGUCUCCUCCAAAUGCUCCACCGAGGCAAUCGAAGAGACAGGGGCAGCGUAAUAAGAGACCUGUAGCUGUUUACAAUCUUUGUCUUGAGUUGGAAGAUGCUGACAAUCCUAGCCCUCCCAAGGAGGAUACCCCAACGGGCAGCCUUGACUCACUUUCUUCACACUCUCCUACACCUGCCAUUUUGAGUAGUUCCCCUGGACCAGAAAAAAACCACCUCCUUACAGAUGGUGGAGAAUUGGUAGACUGGACAUCUAACCACCCCAGUCAGGCCCGCCCUCCCAUGGUCCAGUGGCUAAACCCGCAGUCUCCUACGACCCCAAGUGCCAACACAGAUGCCAUCCCUCUGUCACCCAUGGCAUCAUCUUUCCCCCUCUCUACUUCUGCUGCGGUCUCUGACAAGCCCACCGAAAGCGUCGUGAGUCGGAAGGCCCGGGCCGUCUAUCCCUGCGAGGCUGAGCACAGCUCGGAGCUGUCUUUUGAAAUAGGAGCCGUUUUCGAAGAUGUCCAAACUUCAAGGGAGCCUGGCUGGCUAGAAGGAACUCUGAACGGCAAGAGAGGACUGAUUCCACAAAACUACGUCAAGCUGCUUUAGCUCCCGGCUGCGGACAUUCGCUCACCGUCCAUGGUAUCCAUGGACUCUCCUUAGGGUUGCUUUUCCCCACUUGGGGGUGGGAGGAAGAUGCACUUGUGACCAGGAACGCGGGAACCUGUCAGACAAGGAUUCAGACACC
Messenger RNA from Gracilinanus agilis (Agile Gracile Mouse Opossum), 2716 nucleotides. RefSeq names its product Rho GTPase activating protein 10 (gene ARHGAP10). The record is from RefSeq and is a predicted model, not a curated record. The coding region runs from base 388 to 2577 and encodes 729 amino acids. NCBI's taxonomy places the organism in Eukaryota, Metazoa, Chordata, Mammalia, Didelphimorphia, Didelphidae. Gene Ontology annotation, biological process: signal transduction. The transcript has 22 exons. Gene Ontology annotation, molecular function: GTPase activator activity; protein binding. Gene Ontology annotation, cellular component: cytoplasm.